UUGGGUAUACAUGUGCUGCUUUGAUUGGUAUAUAACAGGUUAUAACAGAUUGGUGUAUAAUUUCGGACACCUGUAAGCGAAACACCUCUUCUUGUAGGUUUGGUCUCAACCAUUUGCAAACCAAAUACAAUUCCUACAAACAGUUUCAACACUUUCAGUUUCAUUUCUCUGAACGUGAAGGCUGUAACAGAGGAAACACACCGAGAUAGACCUUACAACCAAGAACCAGAAAAAGUCAUGGCGUCUUCUCACACUGAUCUGGAAGAAAACCUCAAAUGCUCUAUUUGUUUGGAAAUCUUUAAGGAUCCAGUGGUUCUGCGUUGUAGUCACAGCUUCUGCAAGGAGUGUCUCGAGAGCACCUGGUGUCAGAAGCUGGUGAAGGAAUGCCCUCUCUGCAGACAUACUACAAAACGUUCUCCGUUUAAAAAUCUGUCUCUUAAGGGUGCGUGCGAGUCUUUCGUGGAGGAGAAGAGACGCAGGAUUUCGGCACAAAAUCAAGGUGUUCUCUGUGACGUUCAUGGUUUGAAGCAUGAGCUCUUCUGCAUAGAUGACCAGAAGCUGGUGUGUUUGAAAUGUGUGUCUCAGGACCAUAAAAAGCACAACUUUUGCAGUAUCGACAAAGCAGCUGAGGAACACAGGAAUAAACUUCAAAAACCUUUGCAGGAGCUUGAGAGCAAGCUGCAAACCUUAAUUAACAAAAAGGCCACCUUCGCCACCAUAGCUAGAAAACUCCAGGCUCAGGGCCAACAGACAGAGACACAGAUAAAGGAGGAGUUUAAGAAGCUUUAUCAGUUCCUCAGAGAGGAAGAGGAGGCUCGAUUAUCUGCACUAAGAGAUGAACAGAAGAAGAAGCAGGAGAAGAUUAUGGAGAAGACUGCAGAAGUUGAAGGAUUGCAUACUUCAUUAUCUGAACAAAUAAAAAAAAUUAAGGAUGACCUAAAGCAUGAUGCGAAUCUUUUUUUACAUAACUUCAGAGAUACGGAGGAGAGGUAAAAUUCAUUAUUUUCAUACAUCAGUGCUGGGUGCAAAAAGAACUAGACAUCCAUGUUCAUUUCUGCCCUAAAUUAAAGAAACAAUGGGAACACGGUGGCUUAGUGGUUAGCAGGUGUGUGGCACACCUCCAAGGUUGGGGGUUUGAAUCCUGUCUACGCCCUGUGCGUGCGGAGUUUGCAUGUUCUCCCCUUACUUCAGGGGUUUCCUCUGGGUACUCUGGUGUUCCCUGAGCUCCCUGGGAUUGGCUCCAGGCUCUCCUGUGACCCUGUGUAGGAUAAUCAGUACAGAAAAUGGAUGGAUGGAUGAAUACUAUCCACCUUGGGUAAUAUUCUCCAUACCACCUCUAAAUAGUGUUUGGGUUAUUUUAGCUCUAGCUCUAUAAUUUCCUAAUACAGUAUAACCAGUUGAACUAGCAGAUGUAGUUAAGCCUGAACAAUGCUGCUAAGCUGCACAUCUUAUAUAAUAUGUCUGCCUAUCUUUAUAUGUGUGUUUCAGAGUUAAGUUCACAGUACCAGAUCCAAAGCUUGAUUUAGGAACUUUAAUCAAUGUGUCUAAACACGUGGGGAAUCUGAGAUACAAAGUGUAUGAGAAGAUGAAGCACCUCUGUCCUUACUAUCCAGUAAUUCUGGACCCAAAUACCAAAUCAACUAACCUUGAGGUAUCUCCAGAUUUGACAAGCAUCACUUGUUCAAGCCAGGUGUUACUGACCUCUCCAGAAAAACGCUUCUGUUACAUCCUGGGCUCAGAAGGGUUCAGCUCAGGAGUGCACACCUGGCAGGUGGAUUUGGAACACUCAGAACACUGGGCUCUGGGAGUUGUUACUGAAUCCACUAAAAGAUUGCAAAACCUAUCCAACUGUUCUAUGCUCGUAAGUUGUAUUAAGGGUAAAUGUUCUUGGACCCCAGUAGCACCCAAGAUUAAGAAAGUGUGCGUUUUUCUGGACAUGACGAAAAAGCAGGUGGUCUUCAGUGAUCCUGACACUAAUGUCACAAUGAUAUCAUAUCAGUACAAAUACACUGAGAAAAUGUACCCUU
This is a messenger RNA of Ictalurus punctatus (channel catfish), 2027 nucleotides long. Its product is annotated as E3 ubiquitin-protein ligase TRIM17. The coding region runs from base 238 to 993 and encodes 251 amino acids. The transcript is spliced from 5 exons. The record is from RefSeq and is a predicted model, not a curated record. Gene Ontology annotation, molecular function: zinc ion binding. NCBI's taxonomy places the organism in Eukaryota, Metazoa, Chordata, Actinopteri, Siluriformes, Ictaluridae.